Symbiodinium sp. CCMP2456 is the source of this 523-nucleotide messenger RNA. Lineage: Eukaryota; Dinophyceae; Suessiales; Symbiodiniaceae. The record is from the annotation of a GenBank genome assembly.
GAGGACAGCCCCCAACUUUGGAACCGCCUUUCGAGGUGCCCAGGUCUACGCCUCCGAACAGGACGACGUGCAACCUAUCGGCACCGACCCGGGUCCAGCGGAUACAGCCUCGCCGCCCAUACCAGACGACGACUACGAGGCCCUGCUGGUGGCACGCUUUGCGGCGGAGCACGAUUCCUCCUCGGAGUCCGAACAGCCAACGGAGGCGAAGCCUUCCGAACCUAUAGCCUUCAGCCUUUUUAGGUUCCUGAAGGACAAUGCCGUCCAUGAAGUCCUAUCACAGGCCCUGGCCCUGAAAGGCCUGGAGACGGUGGAGGACCUGGCCUAUGCCUAUCCCGACUUAGCCAGCCUGGACAGCCUCCUUUCCAGCCUCUCGGAUGACGACAUGAGCGAAAUGGGCGCAGCUGACGCCCUGCACGGAGUCCAGGCUGCCAGACUCCGCCGAGCUCUGCGAGCAGCCCACGGCCUCUCUCACCAAGCACACCAGCCCCCGCCCACGCCGGCUGCGGAGACUUUGCCCUCC